Rhodofomes roseus is the source of this 2125-nucleotide messenger RNA. Its product is annotated as glucoamylase. Gene Ontology annotation, molecular function: starch binding; glucan 1,4-alpha-glucosidase activity. The record is from RefSeq and is a predicted model, not a curated record. Gene Ontology annotation, biological process: polysaccharide catabolic process. Lineage: Eukaryota; Fungi; Basidiomycota; Agaricomycetes; Polyporales; Fomitopsidaceae. The coding region runs from base 288 to 2006 and encodes 572 amino acids. The transcript has 8 exons. Gene Ontology annotation, cellular component: fungal-type vacuole.
GGCCGGACUGAUGUUGUCAAGCAUCCUUACUUGCCUCUUGAUCCUCGCCGCGACUGUCCCUGCUCUGCAACAGCCGGCGUUGGGCCAGUCUGGCUCUGAGAGCGAUCAUCAAGCCUUUCUCCAGGCAGGGCCCCCGCACUGCGCGUCUCACGAUGCCUACGGCUGCACCCAUGUGGUCGACCUCGUCCCAUGCAUCGCAACGUCAGAUGCUUCCGGUCCAUAUGCCUCGUCGAGUAUAAAUACGACGCCGGUAUGUCGCUCGCUCCAGCAUCGGCACCUUCAGCAAGAUGCGUCUCUCACUCUCGUACGCCCUUGGCCUCGCCGCCGCCGCCGUCGCUCAGACGAACGUGAGCUCGUACAUCGCGACCGAGUCUCCCAUCGCAAAGGCCGGCGUGCUUGCCAACAUCGGUUCCAGUGGGUCCCUCUCCUCAGGUGCCAAGCCGGGUGUCGUCAUUGCUAGCCCGAGCACGGUCAACCCUAACUACCUCUACACCUGGACGCGAGACUCGUCGCUCACGUUCAAGGCGCUCAUUGACCAAUAUGUCAACGGUCAGGACGAUACGCUGGGGCCUCUGAUCGACGACUUCACCGAGGCCGAGGCCACCCUCCAGCAGAUCGACAACCCUAGUGGUUCCGUGAGCACUGGUGGUCUCGGAGAGCCAAAGUUCAACGUCAACGAGACUGCCUUCACCGGUGCGUGGGGCCGUCCGCAGCGUGAUGGUCCUGCUCUGCGUGCCACCGCAAUUUUAACCUACGCAACCCAUCUUUGGAACAGCGGGAACACAACCUACGUGACCAACACUCUCUGGCCAAUCAUUGAGCUCGAUCUCAACUAUGUCGCGGAUAAUUGGAACCAGUCCACCUUUGACCUGUGGGAGGAGGUCGAGUCGUCGUCGUUCUUUACCACUGCUGUGCAACACCGCUCCCUGCGUGAGGGCAUCAUCUUCGCAAACCUCACCGGCAAGACCUCGGAUGUGAGCAACUGGGAGACCCAGGCCGAUUCACUCCUUUGCUUCUUGCAGUCCUAUUGGAAUCCCACCGAUUCGUACAUCACGGCUAACACCGGCGGUGGUCGGUCCGGCAAGGACGCGAACACCGUCCUGGCUUCGAUCCACACCUUCGACCCGGCUGCAGGUUGCGACGACGCGACGUUCCAGCCCUGCUCUGACAAGGCCCUGUCGAACCUGAAGGUGUAUGUUGACUCGUUCCGGCCCAUCUACACCAUCAACGACGGCAUCUCGUCCGACGCCGCCGUUGCUACCGGUCGGUACCCCGAAGACUCGUACUACAACGGAAACCCCUGGUACCUCUGCACGCUCUCGGUCGCCGAGCAGCUCUACGAUGCGCUCAUCGUCUGGGACGCGCUCGGCGAGCUCAACGUCACCUCGACCUCGCUCGCGUUCUUCCAGCAGUUCGAUGCCUCCGUGGCCGCCGGCACCUACGCCUCGGACUCGGCCGAGUACAGCACGCUCAAGAGCGCAGUGCAGUCGUUCGCGGACGGCUUCGUCGACAUCGUCGCCACGUAUACCCCGUCGAACGGCUCGCUCAGCGAGCAGUACAGUAAGGCGGACGGAACCCCGCUCAGCGCGUACGACCUGACUUGGAGCUUCGCCUCCGCGCUGACCGCGUUCGAGGCACGCGCGGGAAAUAAGUACGGCAGCUGGGGCGCGGCGGGCCUUAACGCGACCUGCUCCGGAGGUAGCGGUAGCGGCGGCGACACCGUUGCGGUGACUUUCACUAUCGACUACGAUACUCAGUACGGACAGAACCUCUACAUCACCGGCUCCGUCUCCGCGCUCGAGGACUGGUCCUCCAGCAACGCGCUGCUCUUGUCUUCUGCAGACUACCCGACCUGGAGCAUCACCGUUGACCUGCCCGCGAGCACGACCAUCCAGUACAAGUACCUUGUGAUCGACGGCUCCGACGUCACCUGGGAGAGCGACCCGAACAACGCGAUCACGACGCCCGCGAGCGGCAGUGUGACCCAGGCGGACAGCUGGCACUGAGCGGAUUGUGCUUUGUGUACCAUCAUUGUGUAUGUACGAUGGUGUUGUAAAAAGCAUCGGCACUCUGCGGCCGACCGUGACUGUGUUAUAGGGCCCUGCCUGUCGUUCACAAAAAUGUU